UAAUUAGCGUAAUGUAGCUGAUGCAAUCCUUGCUGCACUUAGUGAAGAACCUAAUAAUGAAAAUAAGCAUUCAAGAUUUUUCUUUAUGGAUGGGCCUGCCGGUUGUGGUAAAACAUUUACUUACAAUUAUUUAAUUGCUGAAACACGCAGCAGGCAUAUUAGAACUGCAACAGCUGCAUGGACAGGAAUAGCUGCAACUCUUCUUAAGAAUGGAUGCACAUUGCACGGCUUAUUCAAACUUCCUGUUCCAAUUUUGGAAACUAGCACAUGUAAUGUAACUCCAAACUCCAUUCAUGGUAGAUUCCUGAGACAAGUUAGUUUAUAUUUACUCGAUGAAGCAUCUAUGAUACCCAAACAUGCUUUGAGUGCCAUUGAUAAGUUAUUACAAGAUAUUUGUAAUAAUAAGUUUCCUUUUGGUGGUAAAGUUAUUCUUAUGGGUGGAGAUUUUCGACAAAUACUUCCAGUUGUGAAGAGAGGUCGACCAGCAGAUGUUGUAGAAUCAUGUAUAAAGUGUUCUGAACAUUGGCAAUAUGUGCAAAGGUUUUCAUUAACUGAAAAUAUGAGGGUUCAGAUAGGAGAAGAGGAAUUUUCUCAAUGGCUUUUAAAGCUUGGAAGUGGAACAUUACCUGUCAAGCCUGAAGAUCCUUUGCAAGGGUGUAUUGAAAUACCUGAGCAGUGUUUUCUCAAUGAUAAUGAAUCUAUUGUGGAAAAGAUUUUUGGUGGUGCAGAAGAAGCUGAUUAUGCAAAACGUGCUAUUUUAACACCAACAAAUGUUGAUUCAUUGGCAAUAAAUGAAGAAGUCCUUCAUCGAUUACCGGGUGAUGUUAAAACUUAUUUAAGUUCAGAUAGCAUUGAAACUGAUGAUCAUAAUGAAAUUUAUAAUUUUCCAGUUGAGUUUUUAAAUACUUUGACUCCAUCAGGUAUGCCUGUUCAUUGCCUAAAGUUGAAAAUUGGUGCUGUUAUAAUGCUACUUAGAAAUUUAGAUCUCAAAGGUGGACUUUGUAAUGGAACACGUUUGAUGGUGCGUGCACUACACAACAAUUACAUUGAUGGUGAGGUUCUAACAGGUGUAUCAGCUGGUAACAGGGUAUUUGUUCCUCGAGUUCAAUUAGCUCCAUCAGAUUCAAAUUUACCUUUUACACUUAAACGUCGUCAAUUUCCAGUUAGGUUAGCAUACUCAAUGACCAUAAAUAAAAGUCAAGGUCAAACAUUUGAUAAAGUUGGUGUUUAUCUCAAAAAGCCUUGCUUUUCACACGGCCAAUUAUAUGUUGCAUGUUCAAGAACAAAAUCUUUUAAUAGUUUGUUUUUUAAAGUUGAUAAACAUGCAUUACAAGGUAUGUCAUUUAACAAAUAUUACACAAAUAAUGUUGUGUUUACAAAUGUUCUUAAUUUAUAAUUUUGACAAGUUUGU
This is a messenger RNA of Hydra vulgaris (swiftwater hydra), 1411 nucleotides long. RefSeq names its product ATP-dependent DNA helicase pif1-like. Gene Ontology annotation, biological process: DNA replication; telomere maintenance; DNA repair. The record is from RefSeq and is a predicted model, not a curated record. Lineage: Eukaryota; Metazoa; Cnidaria; Hydrozoa; Anthoathecata; Hydridae. Gene Ontology annotation, molecular function: DNA helicase activity. Gene Ontology annotation, cellular component: replication fork.